ACCCGGUGCGGCGCUUCCGGCGGAGCAGCCGCCGCGGGGAAGGUGGCCGUGAUGGGGCCGCUCAGAGCGGCUGCGCUGGUGACACUGGUGAGGGGCGGGGGGCGGCUCCGGUACCGGGACCCCCGGGGGGUUUUGCACACCCCGGUGCGCCCCUGCUCGGCCCCCCCCGCGCCGGUGAUCGCCGCCAAGGAGCCGUUCGCGGUGGAGCUGAAGGCGGGACAGAAGUACGGGUGGUGCGCCUGCGGGCACAGCCGGCGGCAGCCCUUCUGCGAUGGCACCCACAAGAAAGCAGCUCCGGGGAUCUCCCCCCUGCGCUUCGUGGCCGAGGAGGACAAGACGGUCUGGCUGUGUGGGUGCAAACAGACCCGCACCCCCCCGUACUGUGAUGGCACCCACAAAACUGAGGCUGUGCAGAGUGCCCGGCUACCCCCAAACCCCUGACAGAGCCCAUGGGAGCUCAGCAUCUUGGGGGUGUUCACCCCUCUUCGUACGGGAGGGAAGAUGCUGAGCUCCCACCCCAAUUAGCAUUAAUUACUGAGCUCUGAGCUGCCACCGGCCGCAGAAAAUCAGCCUCGUCCCCACCACGGGGGCAGCAGUUUUGCCUCCUGCCCCGCUGCAAGGGAUAACGAAGCGGGGAACAAUAAAUCCACUGGAUAACGGGCUCUGGGGAGAGGAUUUGCGUUGCCAGAGCUGCGGGUGCCCAUUGGGAUGCAGGUGGAUCCAUCCGGACCGAUGAAGGGAAUUGCCAGUCUGCAGCAUUUAUUACAUUUACAAAGCUGUAUAGUUGUACAAAUGUUUAACCGAUAACGAUAUAUGAAUAUCAGAAUAUAUUACAAGACAUUAAAACGUCGUACAGGAUGCAAACAUA
Molecule: messenger RNA, 868 nt
Organism: Columba livia (rock pigeon)
Lineage: Eukaryota; Metazoa; Chordata; Aves; Columbiformes; Columbidae
Gene: CISD3
Product: CDGSH iron sulfur domain 3
Exons: 2
Coding region: 52-441 (129 amino acids)
Cellular component (GO): mitochondrion
Molecular function (GO): 2 iron, 2 sulfur cluster binding
Source: RefSeq, a predicted model, not a curated record